Helianthus annuus (common sunflower) is the source of this 1208-nucleotide messenger RNA. RefSeq names its product 2-methoxy-6-polyprenyl-1,4-benzoquinol methylase, mitochondrial. Gene Ontology annotation, molecular function: methyltransferase activity. Gene Ontology annotation, cellular component: mitochondrion. The record is from RefSeq and is a predicted model, not a curated record. Lineage: Eukaryota; Viridiplantae; Streptophyta; Magnoliopsida; Asterales; Asteraceae. The transcript has 9 exons. Gene Ontology annotation, biological process: ubiquinone biosynthetic process. Bases 160 to 1029 code for a protein of 289 amino acids.
UGUAAAUAUAAAUAUAAAUUGAACAACGUGUGUUUCUUUCGUUCGUUUGUUUGGUGACGUUCACCGAUCACCACGAUUACAGCACAGCAAUUCUUCAUUUCUGCUUGCUCUCGAUCUACUGCAGCCUCCGGUGACGACAUUAAAUUCUGAGUUAUAAGAAUGCCGGUCAGAAUAGCUGCCCGUAGCUUGAGGAGCAAGAUUUUGCCCAUGUUCACUCCUGCAGCUACACUGCAUUCCCAUGCUACUAGCUUUGGAUUUAAAGAAGUAAAUGAAGAAGAUAAAAGCCAAUUAGUUGGUAACGUCUUCACCAAAGUUGCAUCCAACUAUGACAUCAUGAAUGAUCUCAUGAGUGGUGGACUGCAUCGGUUGUGGAAAGAGAGAUUGGUUUCAAAAUUGAGUCCGUUUCCUGGGAUGAAACAUCUCGAUGUAGCUGGUGGCACAGGUGAUGUUGCUUUCAGGAUCCUGGAAACUAUAUAUAGUGUCCACCGCAGAGCCGUAGAUGACACACUCGAAGAUGAUUUGCAUGAAGAAACACAAAUACAUGUUUGUGAUAUUAAUCCAAAUAUGUUAAACGUUGGUCGAAAGCGAGCCCAACAAAGAGGGCUUGGAGAUUUGGGAUCUCUCACAUGGAUUGAGGGAGACGCAGAAAGGCUUACGUUUGAGGAUAACUCAAUGGAUGGUUACACCAUCGCUUUUGGUAUUAGGAAUGUUACACAUAUUGAAAAAGUUCUUGCGGAAGCAUACAGGGUACUGAAAAAGGGAGGGAGAUUCCUUUGCCUUGAACUUAGCCAUGUAGACACUCCAGUUUUCAAGCAGCUGUAUGAUCAAUACUCGUUCUCCGUCAUUCCAGUUAUGGGAGAGCUUGUUGCAGGAGAUCGUGAUUCUUAUCAGUAUUUAGUGGAGAGCGUGCGGCGUUUUCCUCCUCAGGAGGUUUUUGCUUCAAUGAUCGCGGAUGCCGGUUUUCAAAAGGUCGAGUAUGAAAAUCUUGUGGGAGGAGUGGUGGCAAUCCAUUCUGGGUUGAAAAUUUAGGUGCUUAUGCAGUCUUUAUCAAUUCAUUAUCGCAAGGGAAGUAUAAUUUGUGUUCUCUAGAGGCAUUUUUUGUUUUGUAAUGUUAUACCAUGUUUAUGUUUUUUUUUUUUGUUUUGAUACUUUGAUUGAAAACAAAUAAUAUUCAUAAACUGAAAAAUAAAUAGUUGUUUAUUAUUAAA